CUUCGGCCCUGAAGUGCUCGCGGAUACCUGCACAAGAUAACCGCACUUGAAAAGCGCCUCAACCAUGGCACCUGCGGUUCCCAGUACUGCCGAACUGGAGGAGGCGACCGUGGCAAUACUUCGCAAAGCUUGUAAAAAUGGCGUCUUGAGCGACCUUACCGUGCGGAUGGUCCGCCAACAGUUAGAGGAACAGUUCUCUCUAGAUUUGGGCACUCUUGACUCCAAUGAAUACAAGUCCACCAUCAAGGCAGCUGUCCUCACAAAUCUUGAUGAAAUACGGGCGUCAAUGCCCACCGACCAGUCGCCGGAGCCAGUUUCCAAAAGGAAGUCUAAUCACGCCGUGUCGCCCAGCAAGAAGAGACGGUCAGAUCGCAAGGAAGAGAAAGGGAUCUCGAAACGAAUGCACAAGCCUAAGGUGGUUGAGUCGCCAACCGAGGAAUCUGAAACAGAUGCAAAGAACGAGCGGAAAUCUCGCUCAGAUCUCCCAAAGAUAAACAAGUCAGAGAGAAAAUUGAAGAAUCGGUCGAAGUCCGAAGUAGAAAAUGAGAGUAAGCUCGAAAGCGGUAAAUUCAAAUCAAAGGCCGUAAUCGACACAUCCGAAGAUGAAAAGACGGAGGAGAAAUUCACAUCUCCACGCACGGCAAAGGAUAAUAAAUUGGCGCGGGCAACGCCGACUAAACCGAAGAACAAGCCACCCCCUGAUGUAGUUUCUCGCGUGGAACUGGCGAGGAGUGAGCAGCCUGCUCCUUCCUCCUCUAGAUUAGAUGCCGUCAGUAGGCCACAGCCGUCGCCAUCCAAGGCAAAGGACCAACAGGAGGGAUCUGAACUAUCUUCCGUCAUCGAUGAACCACCGAAGAAGCAGCGGAAGAAGCAAGGGGAGUCAGACGUUCGAACGAGUAAACGCGGCAAGACAUCGAAGGAGCCGCCGCCCAAAGACGAGGCAACGGUCAGUAAGUUAAAGGCCAUUGUAGUUGCUUGCGGGAUGAGAAAGGUAUGGAAGAAGGAAUUCCAAGGACUGGAUCGACCAAAACAGCAAAUAAAACGGCUACAUGAAAUAUUGGCAGAACUUGGCAUGACACCUCGCUACACUAUGGAGAAGGCCAGGGAUAUCAAGAAGAAAAGAGAGUUUGAACAGGAGCUUCAGGAUGUAAAGGAGUUUGAGGAAGCCCAACGCAAACGAGACCGUAAGAAACGGGCCAGCGCCUCUGAGACUGAUUCAGACGAACCCAGUAAUUCGGACAGCGCUCCCGUCAAGAGAAAGACUGCUAGGGCCAGCAUAAUGGCAUUCCUUGAGGACCAAAGCGACGAAGAAUGAUAUCCGAUAUACCACUUAUGAUAGGUUAUGUGGGAUCGGGCCACGACACUUUCCCUGCUGUUGGAAUAUUCUCAUGGAAUGUCCGUAGUUCCCGAAGUGUGCAAUAGUUGGUAGCCCUAAUACUAUGUCAAUCGACC
This is a messenger RNA of Pisolithus orientalis, 1452 nucleotides long. RefSeq lists its product as uncharacterized. Gene Ontology annotation, cellular component: nucleus. The transcript has 12 exons. The record is from RefSeq and is a predicted model, not a curated record. Bases 65 to 1315 code for a protein of 416 amino acids. NCBI's taxonomy places the organism in Eukaryota, Fungi, Basidiomycota, Agaricomycetes, Boletales, Pisolithaceae.